UACGUGGUAGGCGCAUGCGCGCCGCACAGUUGGAACUCCUCUAUUAUGCUGCUUGGCUGGGGAUAAAAAGAAGAGCAACUGGAGGCAGCGUACGGCAAACGUUCCGGGAGCCGCCGGGGGGAACAAUCCCAAGGAGGAGUAUCCCUUGUGCUGUUGCUCAAGAAUCUAAAAAGAUUUGCCGACAGAAAUCUGCCCCCUCUGAUCUUUUUUCCCUAUGCCGGCGGUGAUGCCACAGACCAAGAUGGUUGACUCCUGACUCUGGAAGUGCUUUAUGGUCAGACUCCUGAAAUGGGAUGUCUUUCCCAUUUGGGGACCAUAAAGGAAGAGAUUGUGUUGCUCAGCUGUCGCGAAAGGAAGUGCUAGAGCGAACAACGAGAUGUCUACUGUGACUGCAGGAGCGCAGGCUCCACAAGGGCCUUCCAACCUGCCUGCUCCUGAAGUCACCAACUCUAAUAAACCGGGCCGGAAAACCAACCAAUUGCAGUACAUGCAGAAUGUAGUGGUAAAGACUCUUUGGAAGCACCAGUUUGCCUGGCCGUUCUACCAACCAGUCGACUGUGUGAAGCUGAACCUCCCUGACUAUCACAAGAUUAUUAAGAACCCAAUGGACAUGGGGACAAUAAAGAAGAGGCUGGAAAACAACUACUACUGGAGUGCUAAUGAGUGCAUGCAGGAUUUCAAUACCAUGUUUACAAACUGUUACAUCUAUAAUAAGUCUACCGAUGACAUUGUUUUAAUGGCACAAGCGUUGGAGAAGAUCUUCCUGCAGAAGGUAGCACAGAUGCCUCAGGAAGAGGUGGAAUUACUACCCCCCGCCCCAAAAGGCAAAGGCCGGAAACCUCCCACAGCGACCCCCCAAGCACCAGUUGUUAGAGAAGCCGAGACGCCUGUAGAAAAACCAACGCCACCCCCGGCCCCGGCCCCUGCCCCCGCCCCUGCCCCAAAGCCUGUAGAAGUUGAACGUGUCUCCACGAGACGGACUGAACCUCCGGCAGAACCACGCCGGGAGCGAUACAAAGGAGCGACGCAAGCAUCGGCAGUGUCUAGUGUGAGCCCAUCCAUACCCCAUACUAAUGUGGCCCCCGUGGCUUCUCAGACCCCAGUCAUCGCCGCCACUCCUGUGCCAACCAUAACGGCAAAUGUCGCCCCAGCCUCCACCCAGCCGUCGGCACCAGCUGCUGCUUCUCAGAUGGUUCCUGUGGUACCUCCAGCAGCUCCAGUCGUAAAGAGGAAAGGAGUGAAACGAAAAGCCGACACCACCACCCCCACUACUUCAGCGAUCACGGCCAGCCGUAGUGAGUCCCCCAUUCCCGUUCCUGUUUCCGUCUCCGUCUCCGAUGCCAAGCUGGCAAAGGUUUCGAAUCGGCGGGAAAGCGGUGGCCGUCCCAUUAAGCCACCAAAAAAGGACUUGGAAGACGGGGAGGUCCCCCAGCAUGCAGGAAAAAAGGGCAAACUUAACGAACAUCUUAAAUACUGUGAUAGCAUCUUGAAAGAGAUGCUUUCCAAGAAACAUGCUGCCUACGCCUGGCCCUUCUACAAACCGGUGGAUGCAGAAGCCUUGGAACUGCAUGACUACCAUGAUAUCAUCAAGCACCCAAUGGACCUCAGUUCGGUUAAAAGAAAAAUGGACGCCCGGGAAUAUGCAGAUGCACAGGCUUUUGCAGCUGAUAUCCGCUUAAUGUUUUCUAACUGCUACAAAUAUAAUCCUCCUGACCACGAGGUGGUAGCCAUGGCUAGAAAGCUCCAGGAUGUUUUCGAGAUGAGAUUUGCAAAGAUGCCCGAUGAACCUUUAGAUCCUCCAGCUCCUCCUACGGCGGCCGCCCCAGUGGUCAGUAAAAGCACAGAGAGCAGCCAUACAAGCGAAGAAAGCUCUUCGGACUCCGACAGUUCUGAUUCUGAGGAGGAGAGGGCCACCAGGUUGGCGGAACUCCAGGAGCAGCUAAAAGCCGUUCAUGAGCAAUUGGCUGCAUUGUCACAGGCUCCUGUCAACAAACCAAAGAAGAAGAAAGAAAAGAAGGAAAAAGAGAAGAAGAAAAAGGACAAGGAGAAAGACAAAGAGAAGGAUAAGGAAAAGCACAAAGUCAAGAUGGAGGAAGAAAAAAAGAUCAAAGCUGCUCAACCGGCAAAGCCAGUUCCACCCAAAAAAGCCCCGACAAAGAAAGCAAGCAGUACAACGGCAAGUGCAACAACCAUAGCCGCUGCUUCCAACGCUACUGCUAACAGCAAGCAACCGAAAAAGGGCGGGAAGCAGCCUCCAUCGGCGGCCUACGACUCGGAAGAGGAGGAGGAGAGCCUUCCCAUGACUUAUGACGAAAAGAGGCAGCUCAGCUUGGACAUUAACCGGCUCCCGGGAGAAAAACUGGGGCGCGUAGUUCACAUCAUACAAUCCCGGGAGCCUUCUUUAAGAGACUCCAAUCCCGACGAGAUAGAAAUUGAUUUUGAAACCUUGAAGCCCACCACUUUGCGAGAACUGGAGCGAUACGUCAAGUCGUGUUUACAAAAAAAGCAGAGAAAACCAUUUUCAGCAUCUGGGAAAAAACAAGCGGUUAAGUCCAAGGAGGAGCUCGCUCAGGAAAAGAAAAGGGAGUUGGAGAAGCGACUCCAGGACGUAAGCGGCCAUUUAAAUAACAAGAAAGCUCAGAAAAAAGAGAAAACCGGUUCUGGAGCGGCGGGAGGUCCAUCCCGGCUGAGCAGUAGCAGCUCUUCUUCAGAAUCCGGCAGCAGCAGUUCGAGCGGAUCCAGUUCAGACAGCAGUGACUCGGAAUAGAUCCCCGCGCACACACACGAGAUCCUAAUUCUUUGCAGUGUUCCCACACUUUUGUGUGCUGCUGGGAAAAACUAGAAACUAAUUUUAUUUUGGUUUUUAAAAAAAAAAAAAUGAAAAACGCUGAAAAAAAAAAAACAUUCUCCAGUUUGGCAAGCAGGCACAGCAAUAACCAGCAACGUAGACGAUCCUGUUGCCUUCAUUGGAUUUUAUGAAGGUUUACUUUGCAGAAUUUUUCUUUAGUUCUUGGGAAAGGAACUUUUUUUAUUUUUUAUUUUUUUUUUUAAUCCCAUCCAACGGAAACUCGUCCCCGGUCUCUAACAUCCUCUCCGAAUGAUACUAACGCGUUUUAAACUCUCGAUAUCCCACAUGGUACUUUUUUUUCUUGAAAAGGACUUGUCUGCCUUGUAAUUAAAUGGUGUUCGUAUCCUCUCGGUAGUACAUGGAGUUGUUAACCACAAGUUUACGAAUUUUUUUUUUUUUUUUUUUUUUAAAUUGAAAGCGUCCACGGGGCUUUCAAACGGCAAAAUAGGACGAAAUGCGGCAUCACUGCCUCCGUAUGGGCCAUGAUCACAAAAACCACACAUAGGCAGUUUUUUAACCUCAAAAACACUAUUUUCUAAGGGUUUUCCCCCACCAGUUAAUUUUUUUUUAACCCUUUUUCUGAAGCAAUAUUUUCUCACCAGUUCAACAUUCCAUUCAUUCGCCACCUUCAUUUUUUUUCCUGUACAUAGCAACUAUUUAUUGACAUGGUUUCAUUUAUUUUUUUUAUUUUUUUUGCCUCCCAAGUCCAUAAAUUCAUUGAAAUGGUGGGUGAAUCAUAUAAAAAUGAUAGACAAUUGCUUCAAUGGGACAAUUUUUAGCGACAAGAGUGCAGCUUGCAUUCCAUAGACGACCGGCUUACGUUGACAUAAAUGAGGAGGGGCAAAAUGGCGUCUUUGACUGGGUUCAUAAGUUGGACUUUGUUUUAUAUGUACACUGUCUAACGCGAACGCCCCAACACGGACAGCAGCUCAAGUAUAGAAGUUUUUCAAAUUCAAAAACACAAGUCUGCCUCGAAAUUACGAUUGUUUUUUUUUUUUUUUUCAUUUCCGAUUCGCUUAGUCCUUUUUGUAAAUUUGAUAGAUUCGAGAAAACAGCUAUAUUCUGUUUUUGGUGGGGGGAGGAUUUUACGUUCUUGUCCAUCAGUUUUUUCUCACCGGGUAGCAUUUGCCCCUUUUUUAGUUUUGUUGCAGUAGAUUCAUUGACAUCUUGCGCUUUGUAGUGUGGGCAGUUGUAUCUAUCCUUAACCCUUUUAGGAUGCGGCGGGGGGGCGGGGAUGUGUAGGGGCUUUUAUUUCGAAUAUGUAUGGCGUAACUAGAGUUUGUGGCUUGCCUAGC
Molecule: messenger RNA, 4143 nt
Organism: Xenopus tropicalis (tropical clawed frog)
Lineage: Eukaryota; Metazoa; Chordata; Amphibia; Anura; Pipidae
Gene: brd3
Product: bromodomain containing 3
Exons: 14
Coding region: 377-2767 (796 amino acids)
Source: RefSeq, a predicted model, not a curated record